CUCCGCCGCGCCGCCGCCGGGUCCGUCCGCCGCCCGCCUUCGCCCGCGCCCGGCCCCGCGCCCGCCGCCUCCCGGCCGGCCGCAUGGCGCUCCGGGGCUUCUGCAGCGUCGAUGGCUCCGAGCCCUUCUGGGACUGGAACGUCACGUGGAACACCAGCAACCCCGACUUCACCAAGUGCUUCCAGAACACGGCCCUGGCCUGGGCGCCCUGCCUCUACCUCUGGGCCUGCUUCCCCUGCUACUUCCUCCACCUCUCCCGCCAUGGCCGCGGCUACAUCCAGAUGACGCCCCUCAACAGAGCCAAGACCGCCCUGGGGCUCCUGCUGUGGCUCGUCUGCUGGGCAGACCUCUUCUACACCUUCUGGGAAAGAAGCGUGGGCAGGCUCCCGGCCCCGGUGCUCCUGGUCAGCCCGACCCUGCUGGGCAUCACCAUGCUGCUGGCCACCUUCCUGAUCCAGCUGGAGCGCAGGAAGGGCGUCCAGUCCUCGGGCGUCAUGCUCAUCUUCUGGCUGGUCGCCCUGCUCUGCGCCACGGCCGUCCUGAGGUCCAAGAUCAUGGCCGCCUUAAGGGAGGACGCCCGAGUCGACGUGUUCCGGGACGUCACCUUCUACCUCUACUUCUCCCUCGUGCUGGGCCAGCUGGCGCUGUCCUGUUUCUCGGACCGCUCGCCCCUGUUCUCUGAGACCAUCAACGACCCGAACCCGUGCCCGGAGUCCGGAGCCUCCUUCCUCUCCAGGAUCACCUUCUGGUGGAUCACAGGGUUGAUGGUCCGGGGCUAUCGGCACCCGCUGGAGAGCACUGACCUGUGGUCCCUGAACAAGGAGGACAUGUCGGAGCAGGUGGUGCCCGAGCUGGUGCAGAACUGGAAGAAGGAAUGUGCCAAGGCCCGCAGGCAGCCCGCGAAGGUGGUCUACUCGGCCAAGGAGCCCCCCAAGGCCAAGGGCGGCUCCAAGCUGGCGGUGAACGAGGAGGCCGAGGCGCUGAUCGUCAAGUCCCCGCGCCGGGAGCGCGGCCCGUCGCUGUUCAAGGUCUUGUACAAGACCUUCGGGCCCUACUUCCUCAGCAGCUUCUUCUUCAAGGCCGUGCACGACCUCAUGAUGUUCGCGGGCCCCGAGAUCCUCAAGAGGCUCAUCAGCUUCGUGAACGAGCAGGAGGCCCCGGACUGGCAGGGCUACUUCUACACGGCACUGCUGUUCAUCAGUGCCUGCCUGCAGACCCUCGUGCUGCACCAGUACUUCCACAUCUGCUUCGUCAGCGGCAUGAGGGUCAAGACGGCUGUCAUCGGGGCUGUGUACCGCAAGGCCCUGGUGAUCACCAACGAGGCACGCAAGUCCUCGACCGUCGGGGAGAUCGUCAACCUCAUGUCGGUGGACGCCCAGAGGUUCAUGGAACUGGCCACGUACAUUAACAUGAUCUGGUCAGCCCCUCUGCAAGUCAUCCUUGCCCUCUACCUCCUGUGGCUGAACCUGGGCCCCUCGGUGCUGGCCGGCGUCGUGGUGAUGGUCCUCAUGGUCCCCGUCAACGCCGUGAUGGCCAUGAAGACCAAGACCUACCAGGUGUCCCACAUGAAGAGCAAGGACAGCCGGAUCAAGCUCAUGAACGAGAUCCUCAACGGCAUCAAGGUGCUGAAGCUGUACGCCUGGGAGCUGGCCUUCAAGGACAAGGUGCUGGCCGUCCGCCAGGAGGAGCUCAAGGUGCUCCGGAAGUCGGCCUACCUGGCGGCCGUGGGCACCUUCACCUGGGUCUGCACGCCCUUCCUGGUGGCGCUGUCCACGUUCGCCGUCUACGUGACCGUCAACAAGAACAACGUCCUGGACGCGCAGAAGGCCUUCGUGUCCCUCGCCCUGUUCAACAUCCUCCGCUUCCCCCUCAACAUCCUGCCCAUGGUCAUCAGCAGCAUGGUGCAGGCAAGCGUCUCCCUGAAACGCCUCCGCGUCUUCCUGUCCCACGAGGAGCUGGAGCCCGACAGCAUCGAGCACCGCUCCAUCAAAGACGGUGGCGUCACCAACAGCAUCGCCGUGAAAAACGCCACGUUCACCUGGGCCCGGAGCGACCCGCCCACGCUGCACGGCAUCAGCUUCUCCGUGCCCGAGGGCACCCUGGUGGCCGUGGUGGGCCAGGUGGGCUGCGGGAAGUCGUCCCUGCUGUCCGCGCUCCUGGCCGAGAUGGACAAGGUGGAGGGACACGUGGCCGUGAAGGGCUCCGUGGCCUACGUGCCGCAGCAGGCCUGGAUCCAGAACAACUCGCUGCAGGAGAACAUCCUCUUCGGGCGGCCCCUCCUGCAGCGCCACUACCAGGCCGUGGUCGCCGCCUGCGCCCUCUUGCCCGACCUGGACAUGCUGCCCAGCCGAGACCAGACGGAGAUCGGGGAGAAGGGCGUGAACCUUUCCGGGGGGCAGAAGCAGCGAGUGAGCCUGGCCCGGGCCGUCUACUGCGACGCGGACAUCUACCUCUUCGACGACCCCCUGUCGGCGGUGGACGCGCACGUGGGCAAGCACAUCUUUGAGAACGUCAUCGGCCCCAAGGGGAUGCUGAAGCACAAGACGCGCCUUCUGGUCACGCACGGCAUUAGCUACCUGCCGCAGGCCGACAUCAUCAUCGUCAUGAGUGGCGGCAAGGUCUCGGAGCUGGGCUCCUACCAGGAGCUGCUGGCCCGGGAGGGCGCCUUCGCCGAGUUCCUGCGCACUUACGCCAGCGCCGAGCAGGAGCAGAGCCCGCCCGAGGACGGUGGCACAACCGAGGGCGAGAGCCAAGGGCCAACGGCCACCGGGGUCCCGGGGAAGGAGACCAAGCAGAUGGAGAAUGGCGUGCUGGUGGCCGAGGCAGCGGGGAAGCAGCUGCAAAGGCAGCUCAGCAGCUCCUCCUCCUACAGCGGGGACGCGGGCCGGCACCAGGCCAGCUCGGCCGAGCUGCAGAAGGCCGGGGCCGCCAAGGAGGAGUCGUGGAAGCUGGUGGAGGCGGACAAGGCCCAGACGGGGCAGGUCAAGCUGGCCGUGUACUGGGACUACAUGAAGGCCAUCGGGCUCUUCAUCUCCUUCCUGAGCAUCUUCCUCUUCCUCUGCAACCACGUGGCCGCGCUGGCCUCCAACUACUGGCUCAGCAUCUGGACGGACGACCCCGUGGUCAACGGCACCCAGCAGCACACGCGCCUGCGCCUCAGCGUCUACGGCGCCCUGGGCAUCUCGCAAGGCGUCGCCGUGUUCGGCUACUCCAUGGCCGUGUCCAUCGGGGGCAUCUUCGCGUCCCGCCGCCUGCACCUGGACCUGCUCAACAACGUCCUGCGGUCGCCCAUGAGCUUCUUCGAGCGGACGCCCAGCGGGAACCUGGUGAACCGCUUCUCCAAGGAGAUGGACACGGUGGACUCGAUGAUCCCGCAGGUCAUCAAGAUGUUCAUGGGCUCCCUGUUCAACGUCAUCGGCGCCUGCAUCAUCAUCCUGCUGGCCACGCCCAUCGCCGCGGUGGCCAUCCCGCCCCUCGGCCUCGCCUACUUCUUCAUCCAGAGGUUCUACGUGGCGUCCUCGAGGCAGCUGAAGCGCCUGGAGUCGGUCAGCCGCUCGCCCGUGUACUCGCACUUCAACGAGACGCUGCUGGGCGUGAGCGUCAUCCGCGCCUUCGAGGAACAGCAGCGCUUCAUCCGCCAGAGUGACCUCAAGGUGGACGAGAACCAGAAGGCCUACUUCCCCAGCAUCGUGGCCAACAGGUGGCUGGCGGUGCGGCUGGAGUGCGUGGGCAACUGCAUCGUGCUGUUCGCGUCCCUGUUUGCGGUGAUGUCGCGGCACAGCCUGAGCCCUGGCCUGGUGGGCCUGUCCGUGUCGUACUCCCUGCAGAUCACCUCGUACCUGAACUGGCUUGUGCGGAUGUCGUCGGAGAUGGAGACCAACAUCGUGGCCGUGGAGAGGCUCAAGGAGUACUCGGAGACUGAGAAGGAGGCCCCCUGGCGCAUCGAGGAGACGGCCCCGCCCAGCACCUGGCCCCAGACGGGCCGCGUGGAGUUCCGGAACUUCGGCCUGCGCUACCGGGAGGACCUGGAUCUGGUUCUCAAGAACAUCAACGUCACCAUCGAGGGUGGGGAGAAGGUGGGCAUCGUGGGCCGCACGGGCGCCGGAAAGUCCUCCCUGACCCUGGGCUUGUUCCGGAUCAACGAGUCGGCCCAGGGGGAGAUCGUCAUUGACGGCGUCAACAUCGCCAAGAUCGGCCUCCAUGACCUGCGCUUCAAGGUCACCAUCAUCCCGCAGGACCCCGUCUUGUUCUCCGGCUCGCUGCGCAUGAACCUGGACCCGUUCAGCCAGUACUCGGACGAGGAGGUGUGGAGCUCGCUGGAGCUGGCGCACCUGAAGGGCUUCGUGUCGGCUCUGCCCGACAAGCUCAACCACGAGUGCGCCGAAGGCGGGGAGAACCUCAGCGUCGGGCAGCGCCAGCUGGUGUGCCUGGCUCGGGCCUUGCUGCGGAAGACAAAGAUCCUGGUGCUGGACGAGGCCACGGCGGCCGUGGACCUGGAGACGGACGACCUCAUCCAGUCCACCAUCCGCACGCAGUUCGACGACUGCACCGUCCUCACCAUCGCCCACCGGCUCAACACCAUCCUGGACUACACGAGGGUGAUUGUCCUGGACCGGGGGGAGAUCGUGGAGUGCGACGCGCCUGCAGAGCUCCUGAGGCAGCGUGGCCAGUUCUUCAGCAUGGCCAGGGACGCCGGCCUGGUGUGAGCCGCCCGCCCGGCCUCCAGCACUGAAACCAAAAAGCCCAGAUGCCCGCGGGCGCCCCCCGGCGGCCCUGCACGACGGACAUACGGAGCCAGGGGAGAGAGCCGAGACUGCUGGGGGGGCCCUCGCACACCCGCUGCCCCCCCACACACACACACACCAGCCCGCCUUCUCCCUGCCUGUGCGCAUCCCUCUCGGUGCUCAGGGGACAGACCGGCCACGGGGAAUCCGCUCGUGACCAAAUCCAGCCACCACGCCGGUGGAUCGCAAGCCUUCGAGAAGCUUCUCGGCCCACCCCUCCGCUCCCCCCCACUGCCCCCCAGGGGGGUCCAAGUCAGACUCCCCCACCAAAGCUCCUUUCUGGGGGCUGCUGCCGCGUCUGGGUGAGGGACCCUGGCGUGACGGGGUCUCCCAAGGCCACUCUGACCCCCGUCGGUCUGGGCACCUCGUCCGUCCCUGGGGCGUCGGGGGGAGCAGGGUGGGGAGGACUCGCUUCCUAGGCCCACUCGGGAGUGAUGGUCCCCGAGGCUCUCCCGACCCAGCCUGGCCGGGGUCCUCCCGCCCUUUCUCCCUCAGCUGCGGGGGCGGGGGGGUGGGGGCGCCUCCAAGGCCCUGUGACCACCUGGUACCAAAAAGAACCCACGUUGGGUCUUGUUUUUCAAUGUCGCCCCCUCCGGCCCGCCGAGCGUCUGGGCCGCAGUGUCCAGGCCUGGGUGUCAGGUCCCCCAGUCUUCGCCGAGGAGCUCGCGUGACCAUCAGUGAUGGCUUUUCUUUCUUCCUUCCUUUCUUUCUUCCUUCCUUCCUUCCUUCCUUCCUUCCUUUCUUUCUUUCUUUCUUUCUUUCUUUCUUUCUUUCUUUCUUUCUUUCUUUCUUUCUUUCUAUUUUUUUUUCGAUUUUGUUUUGCUUUUGUGGGUUUUUUGUUUUGUUUUGUUUUCCGAGUCCUUCCCCGAGAGAGGAAGAGUCUCAGGACUCUCCCAGGAGGAAGAGGCGUGCGCUGAGAGGGCCCCGCUCUCGGGGUCCUGCAGGGAGAGAGAGAAGGGGGAGCCCCCCGCGGGCCUGCUCUUCGGGUCCCAGGGGGGAAAAAGUGUGAGAAGCCCCCACCCCGCCCCCCCAGGCUCCCACCUGCUUGAAUUACGUUGCUGGCUUCAGUCUCCCAGAAGUGUCUUUCUUUUAGGUGGAAAAUAUAUAUAUUUAUUUUUUUUGUAAGUUAUACCAUUCUUUCACAUGAGAUAAACCAAGUUUUUCUUGGGGAUCUUUUUGUAAUGACUUACACUGGAAACGCAAAUAUUUGCAGAUACUUUGCA
This is a messenger RNA of Sorex araneus (European shrew), 6007 nucleotides long. RefSeq names its product ATP binding cassette subfamily C member 1 (gene ABCC1). The coding region runs from base 84 to 4706 and encodes 1540 amino acids. The record is from RefSeq and is a predicted model, not a curated record. The transcript has 32 exons. Gene Ontology annotation, biological process: xenobiotic transport; glutathione transmembrane transport. Gene Ontology annotation, molecular function: ABC-type xenobiotic transporter activity; ATP binding; ATP hydrolysis activity. Gene Ontology annotation, cellular component: basolateral plasma membrane. NCBI's taxonomy places the organism in Eukaryota, Metazoa, Chordata, Mammalia, Eulipotyphla, Soricidae.